AUGCAGUUCAAGUCUUUGGGAGAGGCCGUUCAUCUUUCUGGGCCGUUGCAACUUAUGUGGAACAGGAUUUCCUUUUCUCGGCUCACUAUCAUUUAUUUCAUAUUCUCCAUCGCCCAUUUUAUCAUUCAAUUGUCGAUUCAAAUUAAGGCAUUCACUAUCAAUGCGGAGGCAGCCCAUUUCCUCUCCAACAUAGUCAACGAAGCACAAACGACCAACAAUAGUCUCCCCCUUCUGAAUGGCCCCAUUUUACGGAUGUGUAGUUGGGUUCCUUCCAACCUGAAUGUCGAUGUUGCUUCUUGUCCUGUCAUUUGGAAUGGCACCGCUUCUGAAAAUGACAACUUCAAUAAUAUUGCAAUUGCAACAGCGUCUUCGGCCCAACCUUUCAUUUCAUCGACCUCAUCGGCGUCCUCCGUACUGUCAUACGACACAAAGGAAACAGCAGUGGUUUCUUCAGCUAGCGUAACGAAAAGCACGUUUAUUUCUACCACGCUACCUAGUACUCCAACCACCAUUCGUGUGCUCUCUACCCAAACAUCCACCCAGACUGUCACUGUUAUUGCUACUGCAAAAGUCACUUCCGUGGCCGAUGAAAGCGACACACGAACCGGUAUCCCACCAUUGACGAGUAGCCCAGACGAUGAGGGUGCCGAUAUCGACAAUGAUCCUUUCCAAUAUCACAACUACCGACGUGGCGUUCAGGUAAUUCCAUCUCGAGAAGGCAACACGGUCCAGAUCACUUUGGUUGGACUAGUAAAUGAUCAAAAUGUUACUUUGGAUAACGAUUGUCUUUGGGCACUCAACUGGCCGGUCUCUGUUUUGGGUAAUACCAAACGCGAAGAUAUGGUAUUCAUGGCGUUCCAGGUUUGGGUGUUAGGCAUGUCUAUUGUCGCCCUCAUGAACGAAUCCAUUCCCCAUAUUUUGGCCUCGUUAGUCACGCAUCUAAUGGCGACCGGUUGGGCAGCUUUCCAAAUUAGCCAUACUGCCGAAUUCCAUUCAGACUUUAAUCGUGUUAUCACCCAUGGUGCAUGUAACAAAGUUUCCCUUCUGCCAACUUACUGGGAAGCUCGAAGCAAGGCAGAAAUUCCAAGCCUCGCACUGAAUGUUAUUGCUCUAAUCAUAUCAUCGUUUCUGACUUGGAGGCUCAUCAAGUUGUUUGGAUGGCAAACAUUCAAACGCGUUGGAGCAUCGUUGACUAUCAAUCGCAUUUACAAACUCGUUUUGAUUCUUUCGAUAACCAUCCAACUGUCUUUGUUCUUUAUGAUUGUGACGGUUUCUCUGUGGGUCGAUCAGCUUCUCAACAGCGUAAUUGGUGAUUUCGCAACAUCCCUAAAGUUGUACAAGGUGACAUCGUUCAUAACCUUGGCUUUGUUAAUUCCCUGGUUAAUGACUGGAUGGUUUGCCGUUCGGCGAGAACUUCGCGUGCCAAUGAUUAUAUUCUUGUCACUUUCGGUUCUUUACUUGAUUGGCUGGGGAGUCAUGUUUAUUUCAACUACAUUCCGAUGGACGUUCAGAACCUGGAUUUUCUUCUCUAUCAUGGCAUGUGCUUCAGUCUUCCUCACGUUUACUUCCAUCGUAUUGGGAAUUAUAUGUCGCCUCAAUUUCGGAAAGGGGUUAGCUCGCUAUUUGAAUGCUCAUCAACCUCUCGAUGAGGAGGAUGAUCUAAACAGAUCGUAUGGUGGUUCCGAUUUCGAGAAAGUGGCUUUCCCAUCGUCGGAGAAGCCUCUUCCCACCUACGCUUCAUCAUUCGAUGACUACGAAUCUGGAUAUGUGCCUUCCCUCCAUUACGGCUCCACACAAGGCCCACGAUUCUCCAACAAGAAUGCGGAGCCAUUCGAGACAGGAUUCCAAGGGAUAUCAAUACCUGCACCCGCACUUCAACGUAACAUGAAUGAAGUCCAAGUACACCGAGCGAACAGUUAUGGUAGUACCAAAAGCGGGGGCAGUCAUCGGUCCCAGGAAAGUAGUAGUAGCUCUCAUUUAAACCAUAAACGCUGGGUCAUUGAGUGA
Messenger RNA from Psilocybe cubensis, 2007 nucleotides. RefSeq lists its product as uncharacterized. The transcript has 8 exons. The coding region runs from base 1 to 2007 and encodes 668 amino acids. The record is from RefSeq and is a predicted model, not a curated record. Lineage: Eukaryota; Fungi; Basidiomycota; Agaricomycetes; Agaricales; Agrocybaceae. Gene Ontology annotation, cellular component: Golgi apparatus.